Molecule: messenger RNA, 1780 nt
Organism: Gastrolobium bilobum
Lineage: Eukaryota; Viridiplantae; Streptophyta; Magnoliopsida; Fabales; Fabaceae
Product: protein NRT1/ PTR FAMILY 5.1
Exons: 4
Coding region: 1-1764 (587 amino acids)
Biological process (GO): transmembrane transport; dipeptide transport
Cellular component (GO): membrane
Molecular function (GO): tripeptide transmembrane transporter activity; dipeptide transmembrane transporter activity
Source: RefSeq, a predicted model, not a curated record
AUGGAAGCUAAAGCAGAUUAUACCCAAGAUGGCACUGUUGACUUCCGUGGCUGCCCUGCACUUCCCUCUAAAACUGGCAAAUGGAAAGCUUGUGCUUUUCUUGUUGGAUAUGAAGCAUUUGAAAGGAUGGCCUUCUAUGGAGUUGCUUCAAACUUAGUAAAUUACCUUACAACCCAACUUCAUGAAGAUACAGUUUCAUCAGUGAGGAAUGUGAAUAACUGGUCAGGAUCUGUGUGGAUAACACCAAUUCUUGGGGCUUACAUAGCCGAUUCUUAUUUGGGUCGCUUCUGGACUUUUACCCUCUCAUCUCUCAUUUAUGUCUUGGGGAUGACUCUUCUCACUGUAGCUGUAUCACUCAAAAGCUUGAGGCCAACAUGCACCAAUGGCAUUUGCAACAAGGCUUCUAGAUCACAAAUUGCAUUUUUUUACACAGCACUCUACACUAUGGCAAUUGGGGCUGGAGGAACAAAACCCAAUAUCUCAACCUUUGGUGCUGACCAAUUUGAUGAUUUCAAUCCCAAUGAGAAAGAGCUCAAGGCUUCAUUCUUCAAUUGGUGGAUGUUUACCUCAUUUUUAGGUGCUUUGAUUGCCACUUUAGGCCUUGUCUACAUUCAAGAAAACAUGGGAUGGGGACUUGGCUAUGGCAUCCCCACUGCUGGUCUCAUAUUGUCCUUAAUCAUAUUCUAUAUAGGCACGCCAAUAUAUCGUCACAAAGUUAGGACUACAAAAUGUCCAGCAAGGGACCUAAUUCGUGUCCCUAUUGCAACCUUCAGGAAUAGAAAACUCCAACUCCCUAGUGACCCCUCAGAUCUUUAUGAGCACGAUCUUCAACAUUACAUUACUUGUGGAAAACGGCAAGUCUAUCACACUCCAUCUUUGAGGUUUUUGGACAAUGCUGCUAUUAAAGAAGACAAUACUGAUUCCUCAAGAGUACCAUUGACUGUAACACAAGUGGAAGGAGCUAAGCUUAUCUUUGGUAUGGUCCUUAUAUGGCUAGUAACACUGAUUCCCAGCACCAUUUGGGCACAAAUCAACACUCUUUUUGUGAAACAAGGCACCACCUUGGACAGAAGCCUUGGUCCUAAUUUUAAAAUUCCAGCAGCAUCUCUUGGAAGCUUCGUGACCCUCUCUAUGCUACUCUCAGUGCCAAUGUAUGACCGGUUUUUCGUGCCGUUCAUGUGCCGGAAAACUGGCCACCCUAGAGGAAUCACGUUGCUUCAAAGGCUUGGAAUUGGAUUUUCAAUCCAGAUCAUAGCCAUUGCAAUUGCUUAUGCUGUUGAAGUUAGGAGAAUGCAUGUCAUAAGAGAAAACCACGUAGUUGGUCCUAAAGAUAUUGUCCCUAUGAGUAUAUUUUGGUUGUUGCCCCAGUACGUUCUAAUUGGGAUAGCAGAUGUGUUCAAUGCCAUAGGAUUGUUAGAAUUCUUCUAUGAUCAAUCCCCAGAAGACAUGCAGAGUCUUGGAACAACGUUCUUCACAAGUGGGAUUGGUGUUGGCAACUUCUUGAACAGCUUUUUGGUAACAAUGGUUGAUAAAAUAACAGGAAGGGGUGAGAGAAAGAGUUGGAUAGGUGACAACUUGAAUGAUUGUCACUUAGAUUACUAUUAUGGGUUUCUGUUGGUCUUGUCAAGUGUCAACUUAGUGGUAUUUCUUUGGGCUUCAAGUAGAUACAUUUACAAGAGGGAGUCAAUAAGGGUCAAAGAGGGCCUUUGUGUUCAAAUGGAGGGAAACCCAACUUUGGAUGCAUCUCUUGGUUUACAAGUAUGAAAACUAGCUAGGGUGG